ACUUGUUGUAUUCUUUGAACUGAAAUUUUCCAGGUAGAAACAUGGCCAAUAUUUCCUUGCCGUCUUCCCGUCCUUCACAAAUAUCAGCUACUAAGAACGAAACUCCAUCAAUAAAACCUGCAAGUUUUGCUCAAUUCCCUUCAUGGGUCUCUCUCAAAAGCACUUCUUCUUCACUGAAAAUCCCCCUAAGCCAACAAGGCCAAGUAGAGAACGUACACUUAGUUUCUUUAUCUAAACAGGGGAAACUCAAAGAAGCUCGUGACUUCCUCAAACAAAUGGAGGAAGCCGGCGUUCCCGUCAAUCCCCACUCGUAUAAAUCCCUUCUCGAAACCUGUAGCAAAGUGAGAUCUUUAUCGGACGGUAAAUUAAUUCACAACCAUUUGCGAAGAACGAUGAAGAACCCAUCUGGGUUUCUCGAGAAUUCUCUUUUGCAAAUGUAUUUGGACUGUGAGAGCUUUCUGCAUGCGGAGAAACUGUUUGAUAAAAUGAUUGAGAAAACUCUAGGAUCUUGGAUUAUACUUAUUUCUGCUUAUUCACAAAAAGGUCAUCUAAAGAAAACUUUUUCGUUAUAUUCACAAAUGGUUGAGUUAGGAAUUAGACCGAAUUCGACUAUUUUUACCAGACUCUUGAAGAGUUUAUUUGAUCCUUCUGUUUUGGAGAUUGGGAAACAAAUCCAUUCUCUCCUUAUAAGAACUGGGUUAAGCACCAAUGUUUCUGUUAUCACAGCGAUCUCCAAUAUGUACGCUAAAUGCGGGUGGUUAGAAGGGGCUAAGCUCGUUAUGGGUCAGAUGGUUGAAAAGAAUGCUGUAGCUUGGACGGGAUUGAUGAUGGGGUGUACUCAAGCUGACAAACAAAAAGAUGCUUUGGAAUUGUUUGGUAAAAUGGUAAAGGAAGGUGUUAAAUUGGAUGGGUUUGUGUUUUCGGUUGUUCUGAAAGCGUGUGCUGGAUUGGAGGAUUUGAACUUAGGGAGGCAAAUUCAUGGUUAUGUUGUAAAACUUGGGUUCGAAUCUGAUGUUUUUGUGGGAACUCCUGUUGUGGAUUUAUAUGUCAAAUGUGCAUGGUUUGAAUCUGCUUGCCGAGCAUUUGAGAGGAUAUCUGAACCGAAUGAUGUGUCAUGGAGUGCUAUAGUCACUGGCUACUGCCAAGUUGGUAAAUUUGAGAAAUCGCUUAAGAUUUUUAAAUCGUUAAGGAUUAAAGAUGUGUCUUUGAAUUCUUUUGUAUAUACCAGCAUUUUCCAAGCAUGUUCUGUUCUUGCUGAUUUUAAUGUGGGUGCCCAAGUUCAUGCAGAUUCAAUAAAAAGAGGUUUAAUUUCGUAUCUUUAUGGAGAGAGUGCAAUGAUUACUAUGUAUUCAAAAUGUGGUAGAUUGGACUAUGCGAAUCGAGCGUUUGAGUCUAUUGAUGAACCUGAUACUGUGGCUUGGACUGCAAAUAUAUGUGGUCAUGCUUAUCAUGGCAAUGCUUCUAAAGCCCUAAGGCUUUUCAGGAGGAUGCAGGACUCUGGUGUGAGGCCAAAUGAAGUUACAUUUGUGGCGGUUUUAACUGCUUGUAGUCAUUCUGGCUUGGUUACAGAAGCUAAACUGUAUUUGGAGUCAAUGAGUCGUGAAUAUGGUGUGAGACCAACUAUUGAUCAUUAUGCUUGUAUGAUUGAUAUAUACUCUCGUGCUGGUCUGCUGCAAGAGGCAUAUGAACUGAUAAAGAUUAUGCCCUUUGAUCCUGAUUCAAUGAGUUGGAAAUGCUUAUUGGGUGGGUGUUGGAUCCAUAGGAAUCUUGAGCUGGGAAAAGUUGCAGCAGAAAAUCUACUUCAGCUUGAUCCAGAUGAUACUUCAGGUUAUAUUUUGAUGUUUAACCUAUAUGCUUCAUCUGGGAAAUGGGAAGAAGCAGCUCAUGUAAGAAGUAUGAUGGGUGAAAGAAAGUUGAAAAAGGAACUUAGCUGCAGCUGGAUUACUGUCAAGGGUAGGGUGCAUCGGUUUGUAGUGGGCGAUAAACACCAUCCUCAGACAGACGAGAUUUAUGAAAAGUUAAAAGAAUUCAACCAUUCUGUUAUGAAGGAUGAAGGUGGCGUUCUAACAGAAGAGGAUGUACAAUUUGGUUUGCCUGAGCGGAAACAGCAACUUAUGGACCACAGUGAGAGACUUGCCAUAGCAUUUGGGCUCAUAACUGUACCAAGCAAUGCACCUAUUAUUGUUUUCAAGAAUCUCCGGGCAUGCAAAUACUGCCAUGAUUUUGCAAAACAUGUAUCCAUGGUCACAGGACGCAAAAUCACCGUUAGGGAUUCCUGCAGAUUCCAUCACUUCCAUUUAGGGCAAUGCUCUUGCAAUGAUUAUUGGUGAUGCUUGCAAUUUGUUUUGCCAUGAGAGGUUGUCACCUCUCAUUGGGAUCAUCAUCAGACAGUCUCAGCUUCUGGCUUAGGGGAAAGAAAAUUAAUUUAAGCUGUCUUUUUCCUGGAUUUCACUGUUGCUCUUUCAUCUCAAUCACAAUCUGUGUGUGUAUAUAUAUAUAUAUAGAUUUUUAACAAUGGCAAUGCUCCGGAUACAAUGUUGUGGCUGAAAUUUGAAAAAAGGAAAAAAAAAACAAAAGAAAUAGAGCCAACCAUAAGAAAUUCUUUUAGGCAAUUGUGGUGGGGUUGGCUGCGGAUACACGCGUGACUGCGUAACAGGAAGCACACAAUAUUUGUUGAUUUGCAAAAAUGUGGAAAAAGGAAAACCUGCAAGCGCAUGGGUGGCCCAACAGUGACAAAGUCCAAGAAUCCAAGGUUGAUUGGUACUUGGUGCACUUUGCAACGAGCGAUGGCAGCCAUUUUUGUUGCGGUGGGACUAAAAAGUACAUAAGCAGCAUCAUGGAGAAGGGAACCCUUCACCGCCUGACACGUCUUUGUUGUAUUAAACUACUUGAAUAGUGAAGUUUAAGAAUCUCCAGAUGAUUGUUUGCCCACAAAAGAGUAUCCGGCACAUCCCAGUGUGUCAUCUGUCACCAUGGAUGGGAACCUUCCUCUCCUUUUCUUCGCCUGAGUGCUCACUGCCUGGUCUAUUUAAUUAAGCGGAUAACCAUAUUACUUAAUUAUUAUAUCUAAUCACUUUAGAUAUCUUGUCUUUUCAUUUUUUUUCCUCUGGUUUUUCUUUCUGAAUGAGCCAGUUGGGUCUUACAUGCACUUGACAUGUCAGCUCAGCCUUCCUACUCGCUUUUCAUGUAUCUGGCAAGUUGUCCAAUAAGCCAAGCAUCUAUUAUUUGAGAUACGGAU
Messenger RNA from Theobroma cacao (cacao), 3238 nucleotides. It is a transcript of the gene RARE1, whose product is annotated as Pentatricopeptide repeat (PPR) superfamily protein. NCBI's taxonomy places the organism in Eukaryota, Viridiplantae, Streptophyta, Magnoliopsida, Malvales, Malvaceae. Gene Ontology annotation, molecular function: protein binding; zinc ion binding; RNA binding. Gene Ontology annotation, biological process: RNA modification. The record is from RefSeq and is a predicted model, not a curated record.